AGAUCAAAAUAAAAGUUUGAAAAAAAAGGAGCAAACUCUCUCUCUCUCUUUCUUGUAAGCUAAGAAAAUUCCAUUUCGAUUCGUUUUCUCUAACCUUCUUUACAGAGAUUCAGAGAAAGAUGGCUUCCUUUGAUGCGUACGGGAUGGAAGAAGAAGAGAUUCAUACGACAGCAGAUGCUGCACCAAAUAACCAUCCUUUCGAAGUUGACGACGAGAGCUUCUCCAAUUACGGCUCUUACUCGAACUUCGCCGACAAUCAACAGUUUCCGGCGGAAGGAGGUGACGUAACUGUGAAUCAUUUGGCUUCUUCUCCUGAGAUCUUUGACUUUGGAUCCUCCAAUCCGUCCCCUGCUUACUCGGAAUCUCCUUUCGGAACUACGAUUCAUGUGGAAAACGGAAACGGAGACGGAAUGAAUGGGUUUGGUGGUGGAAACGAUGACGUUUUCGCUUCUGAUGGACCGGUGCUUCCUACUCCUACUGAGAUGGCACCUGAGGAAGGAUUCCUUCUUCGCGAGUGGCGGCGUCAAAAUGCCCUUGUGCUUGAAGAGAAGGAAAGGAAGGAAAAGGAGUUGCGGAACCAGAUUAUUGAAGAGGCUGAGGAGUAUAAGCGAGCAUUCUAUGAGAAGCGGGAGAAAACUAUCGAGACCAACAAGACUAACAACAGAGAAAGGGAGAAGCUGUACUUGGCUAACCAAGAGAAGUUCCAUAAGACUGCGGACAAACAGUACUGGACCGCGAUAGCAGAACUCAUUCCACGUGAGGUCCCUAAUAUCGAAAAAAGAGGAAAGAAGGAUGCAGACAAGAAGCCAUCAGUUACUGUCAUUCAGGGACCUAAGCCCGGAAAACCAACCGAUCUUUCCAGACUGCGGCACAUUCUUGUGAAGCUGAAGCAUUCACCCCCACCUCAUAUGAUUCCACCCCCACCCGCACCAGCAAAGGAUGCUAAGGAUGGGAAAAAGGCAAACAAUGCUGCAUCAAACGGAACUGCAUCUGCAGAAAAAGGAGCACCUGUUUCAUCCGCAAAAGAUAACACCACUGCUGCCACUGCCACUGCCACAAAUACUUCCUCUCCCGAACAAGAUGCUACUGCCGCUCCUGUUGCGGCUGUGGACCAAACUGUCAUGGAGUCGGAGGCAACACCAACAGCCUAAUUGCUUACAGCACAUUUACCAUGGUUGUUUCCUUAGCCCCAUUCUUUUUUGUUUUCCUCCAGGUUUCGGUUUCUUGCAUAUCAUAUUACCAUAUUUCCCUUGGAAUGAUUCCGUACCAUUAAUUAAACUCAACCCUUUCCUUCUGUUGUUAAUUUUGGACAUUUCAUGAGAUUGGAUUUCCUGACUGAA
Molecule: messenger RNA, 1340 nt
Organism: Hibiscus syriacus
Lineage: Eukaryota; Viridiplantae; Streptophyta; Magnoliopsida; Malvales; Malvaceae
Product: clathrin light chain 1-like
Exons: 3
Coding region: 120-1151 (343 amino acids)
Biological process (GO): clathrin coat assembly; clathrin-dependent endocytosis; intracellular protein transport
Cellular component (GO): plasma membrane; clathrin coat of trans-Golgi network vesicle; clathrin coat of coated pit
Molecular function (GO): clathrin heavy chain binding; structural molecule activity
Source: RefSeq, a predicted model, not a curated record